AUGGGCUGUGGUCGUGGAGCACCGGGCAGAGGUGCAAGUCAUACUGAGGCGAGGCAACUGGCACUGGUUUAUGUUGCACAUCAUCGAAAGGAUGAGGAUGCUCGGAUGUCAUUACGGAUAUUGGGUUUUAUGGCUGUAAACACUAUGAGUGACAUUAUUGUUCUAAGUCCACUAGGCCAGUCCGUUCGGAUAAAUAAGAUGUUUAAAGAUGUUCCCUUGGAGAUACAAGGAGUUAUCUUUCUGGCUGAUCUUAUGGAGCUGCCUUUUGAAGAAUUUGACCUAAUACUAGGCAUGGAUUGGUUAGUUAAACAUCGGGUAAGCGUGGAUUGUGCCACUAAACGAGUUGUACUGAGAACUGAGGCAGAUGAGGAGGCCGAGAAAUUGGUUUGCAAGGGUUGUGAGGUGUUCCUAGCCUACGUUAGUGUUUUAGAUGUUGGGGACUCUUCGGUGAAGGAUAUUAUAACAGUUAGGGAUUUUCCCGACGUCUUUCCUAAAGAGCUACCAGGGUUACCUCCAGAACGUGAAGUGGAGUUUGCGAUUGAGCUCCUUCCUGGUACAGCUCCAGUGUCCAUCGCCCCUUGCAGAUAG
This is a messenger RNA of Gossypium arboreum, 588 nucleotides long. RefSeq lists its product as uncharacterized. Bases 1 to 588 code for a protein of 195 amino acids. NCBI's taxonomy places the organism in Eukaryota, Viridiplantae, Streptophyta, Magnoliopsida, Malvales, Malvaceae. The transcript is spliced from 3 exons. The record is from RefSeq and is a predicted model, not a curated record.